AUGUUCAACGCCAGCCUGGUUGACGUGGAGUGGAUCGGGCCGAAAUCGACGCUCCCUUGGCACUUUUUCGUCUAUCCGGCAUGCCUGGUCCUCCAGCUGGCGCUGCUGUAUCCGGUCGAGGUCAUGCGCAGGGUGAUCGGCCAAGCCAAGGUGAUCCCAUGGAUGAGCCGCGAGGUGAUGAUGGUGCCCAUUUAUGGGAUUGGGCUCGGCAUCGUCGUCGAUGGCGUGUUCACAGCCGGUCUGUUCCACCAUGACGUCCCAGUGCCCGUCUACCGCCUCGCCUCGGCCCUUCAGCUUUUCACGGAAAACCAGCAGAUGAUGUACACCGUGUCCCUGUUGACCCUGUCGGUCAUCUACCGCCAGUGCCAACGCAUCAGAGAUGAGGGCUCCUUCGAGAUGGCGGUACUCAACGUCAUGAAUAUGUAUUUCAUCCCGUUCACGCUGACUAUCGUUAUGAUAGUAAAUCUCGUGCAAGGAGGGCAUAAAGUUGGACUGCUCGAGUACGCCAGAUUGAUCGAUUGGCCGUACAUCACGGGAUCGGUUUUCCAAUUUAUCGUCCUUUUUGGCUCUCUUCGCCUCCACCUUUGCAUCAGCGAAGACAUCAAGUUCUGGCGAAAAUUCAAGGUGUUGGAGCGCUGGGAGAUCAUUAUCCUGAAUGCAUACAAAAUGGAAGCCACGCUGCUUCAAAAUAUAAUCAUGCCCUCCUGGGUGAUUAUGACUGUCGGAAACGCUGGAAAAUGGCUGAUCCACGCGCGUCAGACGCCUUCCUACCUGGCCGACCCGAUUUUCUCUCUCAUCCGGCUUGCUACGAAUGUCGCGUUUCUACUUGCGAUGCUGACGUGUGGACAGAUUCGCACCAAGUUCUACGCGAUGCUGACGUGUCGUCCUACGGGAGCUACAGAAUGCAAGGUCCUCUCCUUCUCUGAAAUCGUCACCCCAGAGGAGGUGCAGAUUCAGAUGAGCAAUUGCGGCUUCUCGGCCCCAACCGUCGAACCAAAAGCCUCACCGACCCACCCACCCGACUUGGUUGUUACGUUU
Molecule: messenger RNA, 1038 nt
Organism: Mesorhabditis spiculigera
Lineage: Eukaryota; Metazoa; Nematoda; Chromadorea; Rhabditida; Rhabditidae
Source: the annotation of a GenBank genome assembly